AUGGCUUCUUCAUUUGCAACACGCAAAGGAAUGAGUCGAAUUCUUGAUGGCAUAGUGAAAUAUCGUCAAACAUUACGACCAUCGCUUUUAGAAGAAUUUAAAAAAGUAGCAACAGGACCUUCUCCUGAAGGUCUUCUAUUAACUUGUGUUGACAGUCGUGUUGUUGCAUCGCGUAUGAUUCAAGCUGUACCUGGUCAGUUAUUUAUAGUUCGAAAUCCUGUUCCUCAUCAUAAUUGUUUUCGAAAUCAUGUAACAGUUGGGGGUGAAUGUGGAGCUCUUGAAUUAGCUUGUUCUAUAAAUAAAGUUCAAGUUAUUGUUGUUAUUGGUCAUUCUGAUUGUAAAGCAAUGAAUUUACUUUAUUCAAUACGUAAUGAUUUACAAUCGCCAUCAAAAGGUCCACUUGAAGACUGGCUUAGAGUUCAUGGACGAGGCACAGUUGAACAAUUUAAAAAACUUGAAAUGUCUACUGGUUUUGAUCGAAAACUUAAAUUUGCUGGUGCACAACACUAUGAAGAUGAUUUUGAAGCAUAUAUUGAUCCUCAUAAUCAAUUUAAACCUUCAGAUAAAUUUUCUCAAAUAAAUACAUUAGAACAAUUGAAAAAUUUUCUUUCGUAUCCAUUUUUAAAAGAACGACUCAAUCGCAAUGAAUUAGAAGUACAUGCGCUUUGGACAGAUAUAUCAGAAGGAGAAGUAUAUAUGUUCUCUUUCAAAGAGAAAACUUUUGUUAAAAUUGAUGAAAUUUCAUAUAAAACUCUUUCACUCGAAUGUAUCUAG
Messenger RNA from Rotaria sp. Silwood2, 774 nucleotides. Lineage: Eukaryota; Metazoa; Rotifera; Eurotatoria; Philodinida; Philodinidae. The record is from the annotation of a GenBank genome assembly.